GAGAAUCUGCGAGAGUGAUAGUCCGCGCAUGCGAAACAGCUGUGCAGACUGCAGGGUAAAAGUUCAAAGUCCACCGAUGUUUCACCUGUACCUGCUGUCCUUGCGUACGUCUGUGGGCAGACUUCAAACUUAAGGGCUGGGGGACCGGAGGGCUUACACUUGAUUCACGUUUCUUCAUAUCUACGCCAAUCUGAACUCUGAGCACCACAAUGGCACCACUACGGCUACCAGUUUCACUGGGCCAUCUCCGACAGUACCUCACUCUCACCAACAAUGGGUGUCUGCACAGAACUGUAGCAUCUUACUCCAGGGUACAUGCAAAACACCCAAUUGCUUACCAGCCGUCCUUGGUGCAGAGCAGAAGGUUUUGUCUUCAGUCCAGAUCCCUGCAGAAGGAAGAACUAGAGCUGACCAGUGUACGGUACAAUGUACAGAGGGGAAACUUUGCAAGAAUAAGCAGCGAAGAUGUGGCCAUGUUUGAGAAGCUCUUGCCUGGCAGGGUGAUUGCGGAUCCUGAGGAGUUGGUGGGAUACAACACAGACUGGCUCCGCAUGUGUCGUGGCAACAGCAGGCUGCUUCUCAGGCCCAAGACAACAGAAGAGGUAUCAGAGAUCAUGAAAUACUGCAGCUCCCGUAACCUUGCAGUGAUGCCACAGGGAGGGAACACGGGCCUUGUCGGUGGCAGUGUGCCGGUGUUUGACGAGAUCAUCAUCUCCACGUCUCUUAUGAACAAAAUCAUCAGUGUGGAUGAGAUAUCUGGUACGCUGGUGUGCCAGGCAGGCUGUGUUCUAGAGGCACUCAGCACACACCUGUCUGAUGUCGGACUGAUGAUGCCUCUGGACCUGGGAGCCAAGGGAAGCUGCCAGAUUGGUGGGAAUGUCUCCACCAACGCAGGGGGUCUGAGGCUGAUGCGGUACGGCUCGCUCCACGGAAGUGUGCUCGGGCUGGAGGUGGUCCAAGCAGACGGUACUAUCCUGGACUGUCUGUCUACCCUUAGAAAGGACAACACUGGUUAUGAUCUGAAGCAGUUAUUCAUAGGGUCGGAGGGCACCCUUGGUAUUGUCACAGCUGUCUCAAUCCUGUGUCCCAGGAAGCCACAGUCUAUUAACCUGGCUAUUCUCGGUGUCAGCAAUUUUCAAAAUUGCUUGAGGUCGCUGAAGGAGGCCAAAGGAAUGCUAGGAGAAAUCCUGUCAGCAUUUGAGUUCAUGGACAGCUCUUGUAUGGACUUGGCUAGAAGUAACUUGAACCUAACCAACCCUAUCAGUGACAAGCCAUUCUAUGUACUGAUUGAGACAGCUGGAUCCAACGGUACCCAUGAUGAAGAGAAGCUGAACCUUUUCUUAGAGAAGGUUCUGGGAGAAGGUAUUGUGGAGGAUGGCACUGUAGCAACAGACAGCACAAAAAUUCAGUCCAUCUGGUCUAUCCGUGAGCGGCUAGCAGAGGCAUUACUCCACGACGGUUAUGUGUACAAGUACGACAUCUCUCUCCCCCUGGCUAACUUCUAUGAUCUUGUAGUGGACAUGAGGGAGAGAGUGGAUGACCUGGCCACCAGAGUGGUAGGGUAUGGUCAUCUCGGUGAUGGGAACUUGCACCUGAACGUCACAAGCCCUACAUACGAUCAUGAACUUCUUGACAAGAUUGAGCCGUUCAUUUACGAAUGGACAUCGCGGUACAAUGGUAGUAUCAGUGCAGAGCAUGGACUGGGAUUCAAGAAGAAAGACUUCAUCCAUUUCAGUAAGACCCAGAAGGCUGUAGAGCUCAUGCAGCAGAUCAAGGACUUAAUGGAUCCGAAGGGCAUCCUAAACCCAUACAAAAUGCUGCCUGAUAAGUAUGGGGACUGAAAUUGUUUCUUGUGAUUAGACUUUUCCUGAACAGUUGCUGUCAAGCAGUGGAAUAACUUUAUAACUGGUUUAUGACUGGAAUUCAGGAAGUAGAGAGCAUAGGGUUGCACAGUUGAAAAUAAACAUUUUCAAUGUAUCUUUUUUUUCUCUAAAUUGUUUUUGAAGUACAUUAUUGAAAAUCAAAUGUAUAUUAUUAAAAAUUAAACAUCAUUGGAAUGUAUUCAGAAUUUCUAAUCUAUAUACAUGCACUAUUUUCAGCUCAUAAAAUUGUAAAACUACAAGCUUCUUGGGAUUGAAAAUUUGACAAGUAAUAAAGAAUGUAAACAUACUAUAUUUAUAUCAAAUGAAGGCAAUUUUUUUGUUAAUAAUGGUAAUGGAUAUUCAAAAACAAUAUAUUUUGUAUAUUUUGAUAUAUGUUUGUAGAGCAAAAACAAAUAAAACACUAAUACACAGGCAGUUGUACAAUUUUAUUGUUUGGAACUGUAAACAUAUUGAAUGAUAAGGCUACUAGUAAUACAGUAUUGUAAUUGUCACUGAUGUUACCAGCAUUGGAAUGUGUCAUUAUUGCUGUAACUACAGGAAUGCAUGAUAAAAAUGGUCCAAUGAAAAACAGUUCUCUUUUUUGUAAAUGUACUCUGAUGAAGUUGUCAUUACAUUUACAGGUAAUUCUCAUGCACUGCUGUAGCUCCUCAAAUUGGAUUCAAAAGACACAGAUUUCUGUUUAAAUGUAUUGCAGUGUGGCUACUUCUGUAAAAGAAAUUCUGACAUGGUUGUAAAGUUCUAUCCACAUCCAAGUAAGAUUUGCAAUACAUGCUAUUUUGAAUUCUGAAUAAAGCUAAUACAG
This is a messenger RNA of Branchiostoma floridae (Florida lancelet), 2685 nucleotides long. RefSeq names its product D-2-hydroxyglutarate dehydrogenase, mitochondrial-like. NCBI's taxonomy places the organism in Eukaryota, Metazoa, Chordata, Leptocardii, Amphioxiformes, Branchiostomatidae. Gene Ontology annotation, molecular function: FAD binding; catalytic activity. Bases 210 to 1841 code for a protein of 543 amino acids. The transcript is spliced from 2 exons. Gene Ontology annotation, cellular component: mitochondrion. The record is from RefSeq and is a predicted model, not a curated record.